Trichobilharzia regenti is the source of this 1469-nucleotide messenger RNA. Lineage: Eukaryota; Metazoa; Platyhelminthes; Trematoda; Strigeidida; Schistosomatidae. The record is from the annotation of a GenBank genome assembly.
UAGAAAAACAACAGAAAGAUAAAAUAAGAAAUAAAUUCUGAUAUAUAAAUAGUGCCAGUAUUCUCAGCAGUGUUCACCUACAGAAUAUUAUUAUUGUUAUUGCUGUUUUAUAAAAUGGAUAUUGAAGAUAAUCCAUAUCAUCAGAGGAAAUCAAUGAAUCAAUCAUUUCUGGAAUCGAUCAUUGAAAAACACUUUUAUUCUUCAAAUUAUAAUCGAAGUGAUAGUCAAGAAAUUGAUAUCCUACUGGAAUCUCCAUCAAGUUCUAGUCAAUUUUCAACAGUACAACAACGUCAACAACACUCUACUCCUUUGACAUUAUCAGAACAUCAAAAUUCUUAUGAAACGAUAGAAUCACUCACUCAACUGAAUGAUUAUUCUUUAGUGAAUCAACUAAAUCCAUCUGUCUGCUAUCAGUCGAAUAAUUUAAGUGGCUACAUCCAUAUUAGUAAUGAUAAUAACUGUAAUCAUCUUACGUAUAUGAGUACUCCAUAUGCUAAGCGGGAAUUUGUUAAUCAACAAAGAAAUGAUGAAGACUUCUUCGAUUAUUCAUCUUUUGAUGCUGGGAAGACAACAGUUACAAUACCAACUUCGAUAAUCAACAGAAUCGAAAAUAGACAAUCUGAAAAUUUUCAAUCACAGUUUCAAAACAGUGAACCACUGGUAAACCAACUCAUUGUCACUUCACCUGAUCAAAUUUCUCCAUUCAUUCAGGAAGUUCGCACAGAAGAAAACUUAUCUAUAAAAUAUCCUCGAAAUUCUCCUGUUGUACAGAAUGAUCAAAAAAAUUCAAAAAUUCGAUAUAAUUCAACCAGAAUACUUUCAACAAUACGUAGACAACAUCAACGUGAACAAGAUAAAAAUCGUACAAGAACAUUGAAUGCGGCAUUCUGUAAUUUACGGUCAUGCCUACCAGAAAUACCAAAGGAUACAAAACUUACAAAAAUUAGAACAUUACGUUAUGCAAUAACAUAUAUUCGUCAAUUGAUGGAUUUACUUCAAGAGACUGAUCCAGUGUUCAAUGCAUCAAGUCUAAUGUUCAACGGUACAGUCAAUUCAUUGAAAAUGGAGCCUGACUAUGAUCAAUUAUCAAUGAAGGACAGUGGAUAUCUCAGUUUUAUGGAUAGAUAAUUGACAGUACCAUCCUUAUUGCUUAUUUUUCUGCCUCAUUAUAUCAUCUACUUAUUUUUAAAUUACAUAUUUUCUGAUUGUACACAGAUUUAUUUUCAGUCCAAUUUUUGUUUUCUUUUUUUGCUUUCUCUACAUUCAAUUUUCCCGCUUUUAUUCUUCAGAGAAGGAAAAAAAAGAGUUUAACACUAGACAAUGCUCAUAUUUUUUCUUUUAUCAUACAAAUGAAUUUUUUAUUAUUUUCUAAACACAAAAUGCCAUUCUUUCAGGUAAUAAUUUGCUUCCUUUUUUAUGUUAAGAUAUGAUUAAUAUGCAUUCCUGUUCAUUAUUUUCUUUCUUUUUAA